Molecule: messenger RNA, 825 nt
Organism: Batrachochytrium dendrobatidis JAM81
Lineage: Eukaryota; Fungi; Chytridiomycota; Chytridiomycetes; Rhizophydiales
Exons: 6
Coding region: 1-825 (274 amino acids)
Biological process (GO): proteolysis
Cellular component (GO): mitochondrion
Molecular function (GO): metalloaminopeptidase activity
Source: RefSeq, a predicted model, not a curated record
AUGAUUAAAUCAACACUCAAAGUACCUUCAUCAAUUCCUCAGCCAGAAUAUGAUGUCACUACUGGGAAACCCUUGGUCGUACUGGAUCACAUUCAUGUCAAUUCUGAAUCCGAAAUAAAAGGCAUGUAUGCUUCUGGAAAGCUGGCUCGACAAGUACUUGAUCUGGCAGUUGCAAUGGUUAAACCUGGAGUUACCACGCUAGAAAUCGAUGCUGUUGUUCAUCAGUCAAUCAUCAAUGCUGGAGCGUAUCCAAGCCCAUUGGGAUAUCUCAACUUUCCCAGAUCGGUAUGUACAUCCAUUAACAAUGUUCUUUGUCAUGGUAUUCCAGACGAUAGACCACUUGAGGAUGGAGACAUUAUUAAUAUCGAUGUAACCGUGUACUUGAAUGGAUUUCAUGGAGACACAAGUAGAACUGUUUGUGUUGGAGAUGUCGAUCAAGCUGGACAAGCUCUCGUGAAUGCUACCAAAGAAUCUCUGGAUUCUGCUAUUGCUGUAUGCGGUCCAGGAGUCCCCUUUAGCGCGAUUGGAUCUGUUGUAAGCAAAUUUGCUCGAUCUGGUGGAUAUAGUAUUAGUAGAGAUUUUUGUGGACAUGGCAUUGGACGCCAAUUCCAUCAACCUCCUUAUGUAUUGCAUUACAAAAAUAAUGAACCGUGGAUUAUGCAGCCUGGCAUGACAUUUACCAUUGAGCCGGUACUGUGUCAGGGAGAUAACGGAUACGCCAAGUGGCCUGAUGCGUGGACGGUGGUAUCGUUGGAUGGUGGCCGAUCAGCGCAAUUUGAACAUACUGUGCUGAUUGUUGAUGAUGGUGUAAAAAUACUAACAUAA